AGUUUUAGGCGCAAAAUUCAAACAUAAUGUCAUACGAAAUACUUGGAAAUCCCGUCAAACGUCUUGCGUAUGAUAGUGUGGAUCCAGUCGUCGUAGAUGAUUCAGUUCCUACCAUCAGUGAAAUCAAGUCCAACUUCUUCACUUCAUUGGGAAACUUUUUUUAUCGUAAAUCUAGGUGGUCUAAAAAGCAACCUACUCCUCACCUUGGUAACAGUCUAACUGAUAUAGAUGAAGUCCUCAAGUUUUAUGACUUCUGGGAAGAAUAUGAUACCUGUCGUGAUUACUCAUAUCUAGAUGAAGAAGAUAAGGAAAAAGAAGCUUUGGAAACUCGAGCUAACAAUCCAGGUCUUUAUAUUCAUAAGAGAUUUGUAACACCUUUAUCUCUUCCUUGGCCUAAUUGGCCUUAACAAGAGAUUUCAUUUAUUAUUUUCCAUACUUUGUUCGUUGACUUUUUUCACCUCCCCUUUGAUUUUCAAAUAAACGCUUCGUUAUCCAAUUAUCUGAAUACUUCUUAUUACAUGUUGUAGUUUUUAUGAAUGUUAUUUCAGCAUCCACAUUUUUCAAAUCAUUGACCUAUUUCCCAUUAUGAAACACGGACUCAAACCUUUGUUAUUCUUAUAGCAACUGGUACACCCGUCAUCACACUGUCGAUUUGUACUUUCUAUUUAUUAUGUUUAUUUAUGUCACUGUGACUCGUAAAGUACAUUGAUUAGUUCAAUA
Molecule: messenger RNA, 720 nt
Organism: Schistosoma haematobium
Lineage: Eukaryota; Metazoa; Platyhelminthes; Trematoda; Strigeidida; Schistosomatidae
Product: DnaJ (Hsp40), sub C, member 2
Exons: 5
Coding region: 27-407 (126 amino acids)
Biological process (GO): 'de novo' cotranslational protein folding; regulation of translational fidelity
Cellular component (GO): cytosol
Molecular function (GO): ribosome binding; Hsp70 protein binding
Source: RefSeq, a predicted model, not a curated record